AACAACAAAAUAACUCAUUUUUUUUCAACAGAAUCUUUGGCAAGAUGGUGUGUGACAACAUUAGCAGAAGAAGAGAAGUGUGGAAAUCUUGUGAGAGCCAUAGACAAAGUGAAAGAUUUAGGCGUCUCUGCUGAGAAUGUUCAUCCCUAUUAUAAAGAUAAGGGUAACCUGAAUGACUUUACCAACAUGACAAAGGUGUCAUGUGUAAGAGCAGCAGAUGUUUUUGCCUGUAUGGAGUUGUUUGAACAAGAUGAGGUAGAUUUGAUCACUCUUGAGGCAGGGCAGGGAUAUUUUGCUGGUAGAUACCACUCUAUGAGACCAAUUGUUGCAGAGAAAUAUGAUACCAUUCCAAAUACUCCAUUAGAAUACUAUGCAGUGGCAGUGAAGAGAAGGGGCAAUCCUGUUACUAUAAAUAAUCUACAACAGAAGAGAGCUUGUAUUCCAGGGAUUGGUAGUGGUGCAGGUUGGGUAUAUCCUAUAUCAUACAUGUUACAGACUAAGAAGAUCACUGUGUCCCAGUGUAAUGCUGUUGUCAAAACAGUGACAGAAUUUUUUAGCCAGAUGUGUCUUCCAGGAGCAUUGAAUUCAUUCUACAAUCCAUUUGGAAAUAAUCCAACAAGUGUAUGUGAGUUGUGUCGAGGUUCCGGUGAACAGAAGUGUACAUCUAGUGAUCCACAUGCCGGCUUCGAUGGUGCCUUCAAAUGUCUAGAUGCAGCCGGAGACUUUGCAUUCUUACGUGACGACACUGUUCGAAUGUCAACUUAUGAUAUAAACACAGGGGCAGACCGUUCUGAUGAAUAUGAACUGAUCUGUCCAGACUCCAGCUCACGACCUGUUGAUCAGUAUGAAAACUGUUACUAUGGUAAAGUACCUAAUGAUGUUGUAAUGACGUCAAAUAUGAAAGAUGAGGAGACAGUACAAAAAUACAAGAACCUGCUACUACAGCUGUCAGACUGGUUUGGACCACAAAAACCAUAUGAGAACGAGUUUAGAAUAUUCAGCUCUCAAGGCUAUGAACAUACUGAGAGGAAGAACAUCUUGUUUAAUGAUGCUACUAAAUCAUUAGUGGCCAUUGGGUCGGAUAGAGACAGAUAUUAUACCUGGGUUGAUGACAGCUUCCGUGCUGCAUUAAACAAUCUGAACCAGUGUCCAAUUGAUGUAGUACGUCUGUGUGUGAUAUCCGAUGCCGAGAGGGAGAAAUGUGAACGUAUGGUUGAAGUGUUCCGAGGAAAAGAUAUCAAACCUAACCUGGAUUGUCUCAUGGCACAAAAUACUAAGGCGUGUAUGAAGCUUGUUGCCAAUGGUGAUGCCGAUAUCACUAUCCUUGAUCCAGGAGAUGUGUACAUAGGUGGAAAACAAUAUGGUUUAGUGCCUAUUGCUGCUGAAGAUUAUGGUGAUAUGUCACAUACUGUUAAAGUUGUUGCUGCUGCCAGAAAACGUGACCUCUAUAUGACAUUGUUUAACCUGAAAAGUUACAGGGCUUGUCAUUCAGGUAUAGGUAGAGGUGAUGGUUGGAUAGUUCCUCUAAACAUAUACAUAGAGACACAGCAGUUUAUACCUCAACAAUGUACCAUCUUUGAAAAUAUUGGUCAGUUAUUUUCGAGAAGUUGUAUCCCAGGAGCUCUAGACAAGGACUAUAACCCUAGCCAGAAACCGAUCAAUCUGUGUGAGGGCUGUCAAGGUGGAGGCUACAGAAAAUGCCAGAGAAAUAGCGAGGAACUUUAUUAUGGUGCGACAGGAGCUUUCCGAUGUCUCGUAGAAAUGGCAGGAGAUGUUGCAUUUGUACAUCACUUAACAGUAGGUGAUAACACUGAUGGUAGGAACCAGGCUAUCUGGGCCAGGAACCGGCGAUCAGAUGAUUAUGAGUUGUUAUGUAAGGAUGGUACCCGAGCUGCUAUAGAGAACUGGGAAAACUGUUACCUUGGUACAGUACCAGGUGCUGCUAUAGUAACUGGUGGCUAUGUGCCGGAAUCAAAACGUGAUAUUUACUGGAAUAUUUUCAGCUAUGGGCAACAGUUUUUCUCAUCAGAUAUUGAUGGUGAUUUCCACAUGUUUCACUCGGGGAUGUUCUACUCUGACCUGAUCUUCUCAGACGAGGCUGUCAGACUUGUACCUCUAUUACCAGAAGAGCAGAACUUUGAAUCUUAUCUCGGUUGGGACUUCAUCAAUCAAAUAGAGAACCUAAACGAGUAUCAGUGUGUCCCGUUGCAGUUCAAGCACCCUGCAUGGCACAUGUCAUUGGUCAUUGUGCUGGUUGUGACAUUCUUGAACAUUCUACUGUAAUUUAUCAUGUAAAAACUACACAUAAUUAUUUGACAUUCUUUACACAUAUCAUUCUUCCUUCAUCAGCAGUACUGUACUUGAUUUGUAUCUUACAAUAGCUUUACAGUGCUCAGUGGUUCAUAAAAAUGUUUCGAAAAGGAUACUACUACAAGCCUUGCAGGACAAGUGACCAAAAAAAGAAGUACUCACCUUUAGUGAAUACUGCCUUGUUCUUAGAAAAUUGUAAAUUUUGUGUUUGUUACUAGAAUAUUGGAAAUAAAGCAAUUAUAGUAAAUGCAAACUUAAAUUCCAGUUACAAUUUUGAUUUUUGAUGCAAACACCAAUUGCCGAAUUAAGAAUAUUAACAAACUUGUUUAUUUAUAUCAUAUGACAAAGAUAUUAGUGAUAUAAGCGUUUGUUUUAAAACUUGUAAAUUUCAUACUUAUGUUUGCAAAAUUUCACUCGUUCUAUCACCAACUUUACUCGGCUGCAUGUAAGCAGAAAAGUGAAAGAAAAAAAUGAAACUAUCUAACCCUGGCACUGAUAACCUUUUCUAAAGAAAAUCUUUAAACAAAGUGUGUCAAUGAUACCAUAUAAAGGAUAUUGAAUGAGUUUAAGUUCAGUACAGAAUUUACUGAACAAGUUGAAUAAAAUUAUAUAUACUCCAGUCUCUGGCGAGUACAAUAUUAUUUCAUUCAAUGAGUUCAAUAAAUUCUGUAUUAAACCUACACAAAUAUAAUAUUCUAUUUAUCACAUACCCAAAAAACAAAGACUGUCUAAAGUAAAAAAUAUUUCAUUGACACAUCUAUAGUGAAACGCUAAUAUUUAGCCCUGAUAUAAUGCAUAUGACGUCAGAUCAAAAUAUAUGCACAUCUGUGCAAUACCAUUUUCACAGAGUUGCAAAAGUGGCAAGGGUAUGUGAUAAACUGUUAUAUUAAAUGAUGUAUUGAUUGAUGAUCUAAGUUUCUCUAUGAAAUUUGUUGUUGCUAUACUAAAACAUAUCAUGUGUAAAUUUACAUAUCAUUUAUUAGUGCUUAUAUCCAGGGAUUAUCUGACUGUUUGUAUCUUUCUCUCCUUGUGAUAGUGUAGGAUGGUUGUAAUUUAGUACACAGUAAGCUCAACAUGUACUCUGUUGAUAUAUUUAGCUUUUAUGUAAAUUUUUGUAAAAAUUAUGCUUGAAAUUUUUUUUUUCAAUUAGAAAUGUGAAUCAUGUGAAUAACAAUAGAUGUUAUUUGUUAUAUUUAUAAUUUAAAACUUUCAGAAUUGUUGUUAUUACAUAUCUAUGUAUUAGAUUCAAGUUUUAUCAGAAGUUGGAAAAAAUGAUUGAAAAUUAUAACUAUAAGAAACUAAAAUUAUGAGAUUUCAGAGUUAUAUGUUUCCUGUAAGUAAUAUCCACAAACCGUUGAACAGAUUUGAUCACUUGACAGAGCUAAAACAAUUAGUGAUGUUUAUAUAUUUAUGUAAAUAGUUCAUGUGUAAAUGACAUGAUAUCAUUUUCCUUGUAUAUAGAUUUUUUUAUAUAACUUCUUUAUAAUUAUGUACAUAGUCUAUUUUUACACUUAUGUAAUUAGACAUAAAUAUUGUUAGAAUUUUUUUAUCAAAGACAUGUUUAUUUAUCAUACUAAAAUUUGACAUUUUUACCUGAACACUUUACCUGAGCCUCAUAAUGAUACUACUUUCUGUUUGAUGGUGUUGUAAGAUGAGUCAACUAGUGGAGUCACUAACUAGAGUUGUAAUCAUUGUUGUCUUGAAGGUCAAAAGUGUAAACUGUCUUAUUUGUCAGCAAAAUACAUAGAAUUAAUAUUGCAUUCUUAAAAUGACAUUAUCCUCAGUUAAAGGGAAUUAUAAUUCAAAAGAUCAUCUAUUUUAAUAGUAAUUGACCAACAAUUGAUAAUUACAAAAUUUUAAUGUUAAGGACAAAAACUGCCUAUAUGUAAAGACUGUCCCACUAUUUUCACCAACACAGUGUUACCUAUACAUUCUGAAGGAUAUUAAUGGAAAUUUCUGAGUGUCACGUGGGCUAUUGAAUAUUCAUUAAAAGAAGAAAAUGAAAUUGGAAAUAUAAUUUUAUUAGAUGAACAUAAUGUCACUUUAAAGCUGGACAUAAUUAUAUAGAAAACGUUACUUCCUGAAAUUGAAGAAUAUUUUUUUAGGAUGAAAAACAAUACAUUCAUUGUUUCAGAUUUUUAAGUGCAUAUGGUUAAAAUUUUCACUUAUUAAACAGAACAAAUAUUGUAUCUAUCAAUGGUUUUCCUUUUCAUCAUUUUUCUGCAUACCACAACCAGAUAUUUUUGGACAAAGCUUGAAAAAAUCGUAGCAAAUAGUCAAUGUUAAUUACAUUUGAAGUGCUCAUGAAAUUAAUGUAUACAUAUCAAGUUAUUACAUUUGUAUUAAUAUAUCAUAAUGCUGGUUGUACAUUUAAUGUACAGGUUGUUUUCUACAUUCCAUUUUUAUGUGAACAUUUGAUUUAUUUGUAUACAUCAAUCAUAAUUGUAACUUUGUAUACAGCAAUAUAUAUUUUUUUACAUAUUAAAAUGACUUUAAUCAUAGAA
Molecule: messenger RNA, 4814 nt
Organism: Ruditapes philippinarum (Manila clam)
Lineage: Eukaryota; Metazoa; Mollusca; Bivalvia; Venerida; Veneridae
Product: melanotransferrin-like
Exons: 12
Coding region: 187-2283 (698 amino acids)
Biological process (GO): iron ion transport
Cellular component (GO): plasma membrane; recycling endosome; early endosome
Source: RefSeq, a predicted model, not a curated record